Styela clava is the source of this 3619-nucleotide messenger RNA. RefSeq lists its product as uncharacterized. Lineage: Eukaryota; Metazoa; Chordata; Ascidiacea; Stolidobranchia; Styelidae. The record is from RefSeq and is a predicted model, not a curated record.
ACGGUAGACACGAUUCUUUUCACGUUAGUCUUGUUCGUCGUGGCGACGGGUGUGCGUUUGGUUGAUGGUAAUGUCUUCGAUCAAGUAUUGUUCCUAACCAGGAGCAAUUUGAUUGAGACAUAGAGACUGCUGAAUAUCGCAGCCACAACUGACAACCUUCAACUACAAAGACAUCGGACUGAAAACCAAUCACAAUUUUUGCUCAAUUCGAUAAAAGAGUUAUACAAGAAUAUAAUCUGCGAAAGACUGUGAAGAACAGUCGCAAUCAAUAUACAAGUCACGUAUUUAAGUACACUGAAGCUCAAUAAAGCCUGCUUGUACUACGACGACUGGAGAUUUGAGAAAUUACUGCUCAGAAAUUUACUUUGGAUCUACAUGAAUAAUAAACUAAAGAAUAUUUUUACAACGCACCGUUUGAGAUUGAAUAUAUGUUGUUGGUAUUGAAACAGAAUUUCAAAAUUGUUCUGAAACAUUGAACAAUUUGAAAUUGGUAAUAGUAUACACCUAGUGUUUAGCUGAUUUGAGAUGAAACCACCAAAAUCUAUUCGAAACAUUGUUAAUACUUUACUUGGGAAAAAGAGUAAAUCAACAACAAAUGCAUCUGAGUCACCGCACAAUGAUUUGUCAUCAGCUGUGCUAGACAAAAGCGGAAGACAUCACAGAAGUGCGGACGAUCUUUUAGAUGAAAUAUCAAUCAACUCUAACUCAAAUCGGCUAAUUGUGUCCCACGAUGGAAGGUCAAAAAGCUUACCUCGUAGAUCUCAGUCUUGUUUAAGCGUACGGCCUUCAAUUUCCCGACAGUCAGAAUCGAUUUAUGGUAGACAUGUUGUCAGUGGUCUCGAUGAAACAGCUCCAAGCAAUAUUAUAUCAGAAAGAUCGGGCUCACGUAAAAAUGUCAACUACAGGACGCGUUCAGUUUCAAGUCUUCCAAGGCCUGCGUCAAGUCAUUCUAGAAUCAACUUUUCAAGAAACUCAAAAACAGGCCAAGACUAUCGAUUUGAAGAGAGAGAUGAAGGAUUUGAAGAUUUAAUGCCACGAACAACGUCUUGGAGUCAUCCUUCUGCAGAAAGCGAUAGAUCUUAUUCCUUCAAUUUUCACGAGGGAUCACGUGAUUCGAAAGAUUAUCAUAGACGUUCUCGAACUGAUUCUGUUGGAUCUCAUGUUUGGACACAAGGAGGGAAGCGCAAUAGCUCAGCAGGGAAUAAAGGUAUAUUUUCCUCCCAUGAAAAUUUGGUCAGUGAUGGCAACCAAAUCUCGCGUCUCAGUUCAUCUACCUCUUCACGAGGAACUUUGAAGAAUAGUGAUGCUACUGAAGAAAAAUUAAGGACUUGUUUACAAGUUUUAGAUAGGUUGUCUGCGCAAGUAAAGGAGAUUAAAGACGUAUCAAAUAGAGUCAACUAUGUGGAUAAUAAAGUAAAAAAUGGACAAAUGCAGCGGUAUGAGAGAGAGCGUCGGAUCAGAGAAUUGGACAUAGCAGAAGCAGCUUCUCGACGCCUCAAGAGCCUUUUAAAAUCAGAAUCGAACGAAAUUCCGUCAACUCGUCUAAGCAGCCGCAGCAGUGGAUACGACAGUGAAAACAGUAGUAACAGCAGUCGGCUGAGUAGUACUUCUCCGGAUCAGGAAGGAUUCAGAUCAACCAGGCCGGAGAACAAAAGACCUGGAGAUAGUAGGAGAAAUGGCCCCAAAACAAAUCACCAUCUAUCUCAACCUUACCCACAAUCGUUAUCUGACAUGAUGCCUCUGUGGGACGCAAAAGAUGAAACUUCCAGAUCAUGCGAGUUUACGACCAGAAGGAUAACUCGUGAAGACAGCAUGAGUAGUGGAUAUGCGACUGGCAGCGGAAGUGAAGACGGCAAACCCGAGUUAGAUAGUAUGCAAUCGGGUUACACAAUGCAUGGCAACAAUCAGUCUUUGCGUUACAAUCAGUUACCAAUGCAAAAUUGGCAUCAACAAAAACAACUGGAGGGUUACGAUCAACGGCAUUCAUCUUAUGAUCCCUACUCCGUGUAUGGUACCUACCCGCACCACUCUGUCGGAAAUGUAACUGGUAUCCAAGACGACGUUUACGGCACUUAUGGAGAAUUAUAUGGAUACGCACCGUCUAGCGUUUACGACCACGAAGUAUACAGCAACGGUUGGUUUCAGAUAUCAAAUACACCUCAGUCUUCUGGUGCCAGUAUGUACAAUAAUCAACAUCCAACAUCUCAAGGCAUGCCUGCUGCAAACGCGUUCGAUCAGAAUUGGUCUCAAAUGUCUUACGCAACGCAACCGGUGAGUGCAAAAUACGGGGGUCUCUCUCAUAUAUUCUAUGAUCCUACGGUUCAAUCUGAAGUCAGUAUCAUAGAGAGCAUUGCGAAGGAAGUUGCCAGCGAUUCAAAUAAGAUGGAAUCAGAAGACAGCACAUGGAAAUCGUAUGGAUCUUUCAGGUACCGAAAUGGACAGAUGACGGUGACAGCAUCGGGAAACACAAACAGAAAAAGGAAAACAGUACGGUUUUCACAAACAGUAAGACAGCGAGUUGAAACGGAAGAAAGCGAAGUUGAAGAUAGUACAUCUGUUAUCAAAGGUGGAGCGGAUGAAACACCAAAUGCUGCAAAAAACGGAGACGAAUCGCAGGAUCUGACAGAAAACUCUGAAAUCUAUAUGUGGCCAAGACAGCCGCCUGUAAAAAUGGAGGAAGUCUGCCAAGAAAAUAAAGCCCAACAAAAGACAGUACAUGAACCUAUAUAUGAAUUUCCAUCUGGUCACAUUGAAAGUUCUUGUAUGUGUUCUGAUUGUAUUUUAGCGAGGGGUAGCUGUCAAAUGCAACCGGCUCAAACUGUAGCAUAUUUCUGAUAUUAGGGUAAUUGAAAUUAGAAACCAAGGUAUUAUCAAAGUUUAAAUUAUUGUAAACCAAAAACUUUUUUAUUGUAGAAUUUUCUUACAAAAUCGAAAUGUAAAUACACAUCAGCAUGUUUAUGCAUUUAAAUCUUCAUGCUAAAUAUAAAUUAUAAACCGCGUCAAAUCGAUAAUUUAACUUUGAAAGUUUUAUAUAUUCUUAUAGAAAUGCUUAAUUCAUUGGGAUUCAUGAAUUUUAGCGCAUGUGGUAUACAUUAUUUUACCAAAUAAUAUAAAUGAUAUAACGCGUCACGUUACACCCCAGACGUUACAGUGACGUCACAAGUUGCCAGGUAAUAUUCGUUGUGCAUACGUUGUUGCGCCAUUUGAUUUGAUUUUGCAGAGCAUUUUUUCAAAAGAUAAUUUAGCAUCACCUAUAAACUAGACCUUGUAUGUUUCAUACCCAAGCAUGAGUUAAAGGUACUUUAGCAAACAUGAAGCUUUACAUUUUUGCACUUUUCUGAUGAUAUUAUAAACAAACAAAUGUAUUUUUGACUAUAAGUCUAAAAAUUAUACAUCUCUUGAUAAUUCGACUUUGCACAAUGCUAGAUGUCCUCACAGUGGUAGUAAAUUUAGUUCGUUUCUGUUUUGUUUCGUUACGUAUAAACCACAAAUAUGGCAUUGCUGUUUAUAAUUACCGAGCAUGGUAGUUGGAAAUUGAAUUUGUAUUUCUAUCAAUUCUAACGGAAACAAUAAAAUUGUCGUAAACUCACAAUGAAGUAUUAUGACAUACACACGGAAA